This is a messenger RNA of Macaca mulatta (Rhesus monkey), 6983 nucleotides long. It is a transcript of the gene KIF6, whose product is annotated as kinesin family member 6. Lineage: Eukaryota; Metazoa; Chordata; Mammalia; Primates; Cercopithecidae. Gene Ontology annotation, molecular function: microtubule binding; ATP binding; microtubule motor activity. The record is from RefSeq and is a predicted model, not a curated record. Gene Ontology annotation, biological process: microtubule-based movement.
UUAGAGGGAGGAGGCGGGAUCCUGGCUGCCACGGUGCUCACUGGCUAGUGUCCCUAGCUACUGUUGCUAAGACUGUGGGUCGCUGGAGGUGGUGGGAGUUAGUUUUGGCAACCAGGGCCUGAGAGAGGUCAAGGGUCAUUGCAGAGCCAGGGAGGAGAUGGUGAAGCAGACGAUCCAGAUAUUCGCAAGAGUGAAGCCCCCUGUCCGGAAGCACCAACAAGGGAUUUAUUCCAUAGAUGAAGAUGAAAAAUUAAUACCUAGCUUGGAAAUUAUCUUACCACGUGAUUUGGCAGAUGGGUUUGUGAAUAAUAAGCGAGAAAGCUACAAAUUUAAAUUUCAAAGAAUUUUUGAUCAGGAUGCAAAGCAAGAGACCAUUUUUGAAAACAUUGCCAAACCAGUUGCUGGGAGUGUCCUGGAAGGUUACAAUGGUACUAUCUUCGCGUAUGGGCAAACAGGCAGCGGGAAGACAUUCACUAUCACAGGGGGUGCAGAACGUUACAGUGACAGAGGCAUUAUCCCAAGGACACUGUCAUACAUUUUUGAACAGUUACAAAAGGACAGCAGCAAAAUGUAUACAACGCACAUUUCCUAUUUGGAAAUCUACAACGAAUGUGGUUAUGAUCUUUUGGAUCCAAGACAUGAAGCCUCCAGUUUGGAAGAUUUGCCGAAAGUGACAAUACUGGAGGACCCUGAUCAGAACAUUCACCUGAAAAACUUGACUCUCCAUCAGGCAACCACAGAGGAAGAAGCUCUGAAUUUGCUUUUUUUAGGAGACACCAACCGAAUGAUUGCAGAGACUCCUAUGAACCAAGCUUCAACUCGUUCCCACUGCAUUUUUACUAUUCAUUUGUCAAGCAAGGAACCAGGAUCUGCAACAGUACGACACGCCAAACUCCAUCUGGUUGACCUGGCUGGUUCAGAGCGAGUUGCGAAGACUGGAGUAGGGGGCCAUCUUCUAACCGAGGCCAAGUAUAUCAACUUGUCACUACAUUACUUAGAACAGGUUAUCAUUGCCCUUUCAGAAAAGCAUCGUUCACACAUUCCUUAUAGAAACUCCAUGAUGACCAGUGUCCUACGAGACAGUUUGGGAGGGAACUGCAUGACAACUAUGAUUGCAACACUCUCCUUGGAGAAGAGGAAUCUCGAUGAGUCUAUAUCUACCUGCAGAUUUGCACAGCGAGUGGCACUCAUAAAGAAUGAAGCUGUUCUUAAUGAAGAAAUUGAUCCCAGAUUGAUGAUUAAACGCCUACAAAAGGAAAUCCAGGAACUGAAGGAUGAACUGGCCAUGGUCACUGCGGAGCAGAGGACAGAGGCACUCACAGAAGCAGAGCUCCUUCAGCUGGAAAAACUAAUAACAUCCUUUUUGGAAGACCAGGAUCCAGAGAGUAGAUUAGAGGUUGGUGCGGAUAUGCGUAAAGUUCAUCACUGUUUUCAUCAUUUAAAGAAACUAUUGAAUGACAAGAAGAUCUUUGGAAACAAUACAGUCUCCAAUACAGUCUCCUCUGAAAGCAAAGACCAAGACUGUCAAGAACCAUUAAAAGAGGAAGAAUAUAGAAAGCUACGAGAUAUUCUAAAACAGAGAGAUAAUGAAAUCAAUAUCCUGGUCAACAUGUUAAAAAAAGAAAAGAAGAAAGCUCAGGAGGCCCUCCACUUGGCUGGCAUGGAUAGACGUGAAUUCAGACACUCCCAGAGCCCACCCUUCCCCCCGGGAAACCCAGAAGAAGGUCAAAGGAUGCGACUAUCCUCAGCUCCCUCACAGGCCCAGGACUUCAGCAUUUUGGGGAACAGAUCCAGUUUGCUCCACAAGAAAACAGGAAUGAGAGAGGAAAUGUCUUUAGGGCGCCAGGAGGCUUUUGAAAUCUUCAAGAGGGACCACGCUGACAGCGUUACCAUCGAUGACAACAAACAGAUUCUGAAACAGAGAUUUUCUGAAGCCAAGGCCCUGGGAGAAAGUAUAAAUGAAGCAAGAAGUAAAAUUGGUCACCUGAAGGAAGAAAUCACCCAGCGGCAUAUACAGCAAGUAGCCCUAGGAAUCUCGGAAAACAUGGCGGUGCCUCUGAUGCCAGACCAGCAGGAGGAGAAGCUGCGAUCACAACUGGAGGAAGAAAAGAGAAGGUAUAAAACAAUGUUCACUCGCCUGAAAGCCCUGAAGGUGGAGAUCGAGCACUUGCAGCUGCUCAUGGACAAAGCCAAGGUGAAGCUACAGAAAGAGUUUGAAGUCUGGUGGGCAGAGGAGGCCACCAACCUGCAGGUAAAGUCUCCAGCAGUGAACUCACUCGAUCACACGAAGCCGUUUCUCCAGACAUCUGACUCCCAGCAUGAACAGUCCCAACUCUUCUCUAACAAAAGUUCUGGAGGCUGGGAAGUCCAAGGUCAAGGCACUGGCAGAUUCGAUGUCUGUGAUGUGAAUGCCAGGAAAAUCCUGCCCUCGCCUUGCCCCAGUCCACACAGCCAGAAACAGAGCAGCACCAGCACCCCACUGGAAGACAGCAUCCCCAAGAGGCCAAUGUCGUCCAUCCCUCUCACCGGAGACAGCCAGACGGACUCGGACAUCCUGGCCUUCAUCAAAGCCAGACAGAGCAUUCUGCAGAAGCAAUAUCUUCAGCUCCUUUGUUCUCUGUCCCCAAAGUCAGCUGUCUCCUUCGCUCAGCCAUCUACAAACAGGAAGGGGCUGAGCGAUGUUUUGGUAACUCGUUGAACCCCUGGCUCGAAGACUCACUCCCCUCUCAGAGUGUGGUUCUUGCCAAAAAGCUGCAAGUGUAAACACUACUCGAAGGCCCAGGCCCGAGGACACGUAACAAUCACAGAGGAAGUAAGUGUGGCGUGUCACACAACAGGAAGAGAAGAAGGCUCUUCUCAGCCUGCAUCACUGCCCCCUCCACCCCCAGCCCCAUCCUCUUGGCAGCUGCCCAUCUCCCAUCUGCGGUGGAUGGGCCUUUUCUCUUUCUGCCUUCCAUCCCACACACACCCACAGGGCAAGCCCCAGGGCCCCUUACCCCAGGCCUGCAUUUUGUCUUUGUCUCCUCCCCAUAACCCAAAGGCUACUAGGCAGGCUUAACAUUGCCUUCACAUUGCCAGAAAGGCGCCCCCGCCGUGAUGGUAUCGGCCGGCAGAUUGGAUGUAUAAUGACUGAUGCCUGCCCUGCGGGGCCUGCACUCAGCUUCUCCACCAACCGUGUGCAGUUUGGGCAGGAAGAGAUUUGUGCAUGGAUGGAGCACCGCAGCUGAGAGCCGGCUUUGGUCCUGCUGUCCUCGCCUUGCUUGGCCGCCAGCCUGCUUCCUUACUAUCCUCUCUUCACCACCAGGACCGGCAACCUCAGCACCACUAUCAGGUCCUUUCUUAGACCUGGGACAGCCCAGCUCUGCUGCGAUCUUGUCUCAUUCUCAGUGUCCUUGUCUAAAAAAGAAGACUGGAUUCAGUGAUCUCCAAGUCCCCAUCUAUGCCCCAAAUACUCUGAUGAUAUGUAUCAGGCACUGAACAGUAAUGAACAGCCAAUCAGUCAGCAAACACUGUAUGUGUUGGGUGCCUUCUUAUGCCAGCUACUACUAGUGCUGGGGCUACAGCAGAGAACAAGACAGAGCCCAGCAGGUGAGAAACUGACAUUCUAGGGGGAGGAAGGAGACAGACAAUGAACACAUCAACAAAUAAGUAAGAUCGUUUGAGGGGCUAAUAAGUGCUAUGAAAUAACUAAGCUAUGUAAUGUGGUAGACAGUAACUGGGAAGACUGCUUUUAGCUGGGUAGGUUGGGGAGGCCUCACCUGAGAAGAGAACUUUAAACUGACAGCUGCAUCAUGAGAAGGGAGCAGGCACGCCACGUUCUGGGAAUGCACAGUCCUAGCAGACAGAGUGGAAAGCGAGAAGUCUGAAGGGAAAGCGUUUCUUGGCCACAAGGUGGGAAGGAGACCAGAGUGACUGGAGGGCAGGGAGCAAGAGCACAAGGACCAAGUCACACCAGCCUUAGGCACAGAGGAAAGAGAUUUGGAUUUUAUUCUGGGUACAGUGGAAGCCCACUGAAGAAUUUUAACCAUGGAGUGAUAUGAUGUGAUUGAUGCUUCAAAAAGCUCACUUUGUCAUAUGUAGUAUAGAUUGCAGGGGCCAAGGGCAGACCAGUUACCAGGCUACCAUGAAAGUGCCAGCAAGGGAUGACUGUGGCUUGGACUCACCAGUAGACUGAAUGUGAGAUGCAAGAGAAAGAGGAGAGUCAGGGCACCUCCUGGGCUUUUGAUCUGAGAAGCUAACAGAAUGGCUAAAUGAUAAAGGCAGGGAAGCAUGGCCAUCAGAGGCAAGGAUCUGGAGGGAUGGAGAGUUCUGGCUACCCCGUUUGAAGUUUCAGAUGAUGUUUGACGUCUAAGAGGAGGUGACGAGUAGACAGGUGAGCAUGAGUGGAGCUCAGAGAGAAAGUCUAAGCUAGAAAAAGAAAUGGGCAAGUCGUCAUGUCUGGAUGGUGUCUGAAGCCACAGGACUGAGUACAGUGUCCUCUGAAGAGCAGAGAUGGAGGCAUUCAAAUUGCUGAGAACAGCCCCCUGGGGCUCUCCAACAGUUGCAGAGAGAGAGAGGAAGCAGCGAUGCUGAGAAGGUACUGCCAGGGUGCAAGGAGGAACAGCAGAUGAGUGGGUAUGGCCUCAGGCACAAGCUGGAGAAGCACAAGCUCCAAGGAGAGACGGGCCAGUAGAGUGUGGCAGGAUGGAAUGUGGACUGCAGGUCAUUUUGCAUGUCAGGGUGGUCAUGGACAAGCGCUAUUUAGCCAGGGGACUGGCGAGAGAUGGAAGGGAAAGAGGCUGAGGCAGUGAGCAGAUACAACUCCUCUAGGAGGUUGAGCAUUGACAGGAGCAGAGAACUGGAGCUGGAGCUGAAGGGAAGCAGGAGCCCAGAGGGAUGUUUCUUGUGUUGUAAAGGGGUCCUGUGAAGACUUGCUCACGUGCUGAAACAUGCAGAGGAGGGAAAUUGAAGCUACAGUGGGAGAGGGGAGCAGAGCUGCAGGAAAAACUUCCUUGAGAAAGUAGAGGGGACGGUGUCCGGGGCACAAGUGGAGGAAGGCUUGGAUAUGCAGGAGAUCCUUUGGAGCUGGGAUAUCCCUUCCCCUGUAUCAAAUCCAUAGAAAUCGACCAUCAUUCCUCCCCUCGAGAAGCCUACAAGCAAGCAAUGUCUUUAAUUUAUGUUCACUAAGCUUUUGUACAUAUAAGAGAGAUGUGAUCAUCUGUCUCCAAACAUAAGAGGCAGAAGUCCGGGUCCCUGUCAGAGCGGGGUCCUCCUGCUAACACUGUCCCCAGGCAGUGCAGAGAGCUGGAUUGAAGGGCAGGCACUUGUAUUAAAAUAUAUAUGGCAAAUUACCAUUUGUAAAUGUUUUCAUUUUUUAUUGUUUCAUUUGAUGCUCUUAAUGCUCCUGUAAGACACGCAGGGCCAAGAUUAUGAUCCCCUAUUGACAGGUGAGGAAACUGAGGCACACAGCGAUUGAAUCACUUCCCCAAGGUUACACAGCUGAUAAAUGGCAGAGCCAGCAUAACCCAGGUUUUCUGCUCUCUCCCCACUGGGCCACACUGUCUUGAAAAGCUGCAACUACCAAGAUGUGCCCACCCUACUGUCAGGAGUUCUCUCAGCCUCAGGAACAGGAACCAGCAUUGACAGGAGGGGAGUGACCGCAGCCUUUACCCACCCUGCAGCUGUGGCGCUUUGCUCUCCAAACAACAGCAGCCUGGAAGUAAUUCAUCAAAGCAAACAAAACUUCCACGGCUCAAUUUUUAUUCCGAAAGGAAGAAUAUUCAUUCUGGCUUUUCAGUGACAGGGCCACAAAGGAAGCCAAAGACAGGUUGACACCGGGUCCCUCUGCCACCAGGUCCCAAAGGGCCAGCAGGCGUGACCUCUCAGGACAUACAGCAGAUGGUUCUGGUCCCACCAUGCGGCACUUAAUAUGCAGCCCACUUAUCAGGGCACCCAGGCAAACACACAGGCCGGGGCCCAGGCACCUUCUCAGCCAAAGCAAACACCUCCGUCUCCCUGCCUGGGCUCUCGAAUCUUAAUUUAGCACACAGCGCUGCCGUGGUUACUUCAGGAGUGCUCAUUAAGGGGAAUUUGUGACUGUCAGCCCAGGAGCAGGAGCCCAGAGAGGGCAAUUUAACAUAAGCCUCGCCAGCUCUUAGGCUUCACCAAGGGCCAGGAUGGAUCUACUUGAUUUAGGAUGCGUGGAACAGCAUGGAAAGUUUAAAUCCCUGCCAGGGGCACGUGUGGACAGGUAUAUAACCCCCGUAAGGGGCAUCAGUCAUCCGUGGAGUCAACUCUGCCGUUUCCAACUGCCAAGGACAGUUUUUACACUGAGGAAAUGAGGUUAACCCCUUUCUAGAGGGCCUUUUUGUUUUUAAUCUUGCUUAAUCGCUGAGUUUGGAAGUAUUCCCAUCUGGAAAGGAACCGUGGUGUGACCCCCAUAACCAUGAGUCUGUCUUCUCCAAGAGGUGUUAGGAAGAGGUCCUGCCUCUCCCAGCCCUCCAGCCCACUGGGAGAAACCCUCCAGCUCUCUUCUGUGUUCAGAAACCCUCCCAGGGAAAGAGAAAGAGCCCCGAACUGGGAGGGAAAAGGCGGAAAUUCCCAGGCCAUCUCCACUCUGCGUGACACUGGGCAGGUCACCUCCCCAAGCCUCCCUCUCACUGUCUGUAUUGUACAGAUUCCUCCCUUGCCCAGGCUCUGAUUCUCCCCCAGAUAAUAUCCAUUAAAGUCCCUCAUCAACGCCCAAGCACCAAGGAAUUGUUAGCAGGGAAGUGGCCUCUGUGGUGAGAGCUGGCCCAACACCAUGAGGUGUGAUUUUUUUUUUAAUGGUGUAUCUGUAGCAUGCCCUCCAUUCUGGGAACCCACAGUAAUCAAAAUCCCAAUAUAGACAGAGCUUCAUCACUUAAGUGGGGUCCAUAAAGUGAAUGAGCUGUAAAUGGUGCCUUUUGUGUUGAGGUCUGUGCAUGUAAGGAACUAUGUCUUGGAGCAGAGCGUGUUCUCAGCCC